GAAGAAGCAUCAGGAACCAUCGUGUGCUGUCGUUGUUUUCUGAGAGAUAUUUAUUUGUAACGCCCAUGUUAGCUAAGUUGUGACUAGUGUUUAAUAACAGUUCAGUUACAUUAAACGACAAUUAUGUCGAUAUUCACGCCAACGAAUCAAAUACGGCUGACAAAUGUAGCAGUGGUGCGGAUAAAAAAAGGAGGGAAGCGAUUUGAAAUCGCCUGUUACAAGAACAAAGUUAUGAGCUGGCGGUCAGGAGCAGAGAAGGACUUGGAUGAAGUUUUGCAAACACACACUAUUUUCGCCAAUGUGUCCAAGGGUCAGGUGGCAAAGAAGGACGACUUGUCCCACGCAUUUGGAACAGAUGACAUGACAGAAAUCUGCAAACAGAUUUUAGCCAAAGGAGAACUGCAAGUAUCAGACAAGGAAAGACAGAAUCAGCUGGAAACCAUGUUCAGGGACAUUGCCACUAUUGUUGCAGAGAAAUGUGUCAACCCCGAGACCAAGAGGCCAUACACAGUGAGUCUGAUUGAGCGGGCGAUGAAGGACAUCCAUUAUUCCGUCAAAGUCAACAAGAGCACCAAGCAACAGGCUCUGGAGGUGAUCCGACAGCUGAAGGAGUCGAUGCAGAUCCAGAGAGCCCACAUGAGGCUGCGGCUGAUUCUGCCAGCUAAGGAGGGAAAGAGGCUGAAGGAGAAACUGAAACCCCUUCUGACUGUGGUGGAGAGUGAAGACUUUGAUGAGGAGCUGGAAAUAGUGUGUCUGGUGGAUCCAGGCUGCUUCAGGGAGAUGGAUGAGCUGAUUCGCUGCGAGACCAAAGGCAAAGGCUCCCUGGAGGUUCUCAGUCUGAAGGACGUGGAGGAGGGAGAUGAGAAGUUAUAGUCACCCAGUCAUUCAGAACUCUGCACCAGAUCCACACUAACCCAAGCCACUGUGGCACAUAAACCUCAGACCCACCUGAAUGUCUGAUCCUCAUCAUACUAACACCACCAUUACUGUUUUACAUUCUGUCAACAUUUAAAGGGAUUUGCAUAACUAACAUAUUGUCCAUAUGUGCAGUUUACAGACUGAUGUGAUAUGACUUUUGGUUUUUAUCCACAAUGUGCAGUUCUGGAAUUGGCUCCGAGUGCCUGCGUUCAUUAGAUUUUCCAUCCGUACCAACGAGUCACCAGAAGAAUCAGUUCUUCCUGCUGUCAGACUGAGUUUUCACUGUCACUGUCCCAGUUUUUCUACUUAAUUUAAUGAAACCAAUAAAGUAUAUUUUGUCAGAAUAAUUGAAUUUGCACUUAAGCAAAUAAAUAUGAAACAGUUCUGUUCUUCAUUUUUAAUUCUCUAUAACUUACCAACAGCCACAGAGUGAAUCUG
Messenger RNA from Thalassophryne amazonica, 1356 nucleotides. RefSeq names its product SBDS ribosome maturation factor (gene sbds). The transcript has 5 exons. The record is from RefSeq and is a predicted model, not a curated record. NCBI's taxonomy places the organism in Eukaryota, Metazoa, Chordata, Actinopteri, Batrachoidiformes, Batrachoididae. Bases 124 to 873 code for a protein of 249 amino acids. Gene Ontology annotation, biological process: cytosolic ribosome assembly; ribosome biogenesis.